Molecule: messenger RNA, 508 nt
Organism: Pan troglodytes (chimpanzee)
Lineage: Eukaryota; Metazoa; Chordata; Mammalia; Primates; Hominidae
Product: myosin light polypeptide 6-like
Exons: 1
Coding region: 35-493 (152 amino acids)
Cellular component (GO): myosin II complex
Molecular function (GO): calcium ion binding; structural constituent of muscle
Source: RefSeq, a predicted model, not a curated record
ACUGCAGGGAAAAGUCCCGCAGAGCUGAGCAGUCAUGAUGUGUGACUUCACCGAGGACCAGACCGCAGAGUUCAAGGAGGCCUUCCAGCUGUUUGAUCGAACAGGUGAUGGCAAGAUCCUGUACAACCAAUGUGCGGAUGUGAUGAGGGCCCUAGGUCAGAAUCCCACUAACACUGAGGUGGUCAAGUUUCUGAGGAACCCCAAGAGUAAUGAGAUGAAUGUGAAGUUGCUGGACUUUGAGCACUUUCUGCCUAUGCUGCAGACAGUGGCCAAGAACAAGGACCAAGGCACCUAUGAAGAUUACAUAGAAGGACUUCAGGUGUUUGACAAGGAAGGAAAUGGCACUAUCAUGGGUGUUGAAUUCUGGCAUGUUCUUGUCACACUGGGUGAGAAGAUAACAGAGGAAGAAGUAGAGGUGUUGGUGGCAGGGAACGAGGGCAGCAAUGGUUGUAUCGACUAUGAAGCAUUUGUGAGGCAUAUCCUGUCGGGGUGAUGGGCCCAUGGGGCA